This is a messenger RNA of Amoebophrya sp. A120, 5514 nucleotides long. NCBI's taxonomy places the organism in Eukaryota, Dinophyceae, Syndiniales, Amoebophryaceae. The record is from the annotation of a GenBank genome assembly.
UAGUUUGAAUAUUUAUCCGUUGUCCUAGUAGUACAGUACCUGGAAACAACAAGUUCUCAUAAAUAUCAGCUCUAAAAAAGUGAAAUCUAGCUACGUGGCGAUCGAACACUUACCCGCUAGUAUAUUAAACAAACUGUUGCCAAUAUUGAUCUACUUCGUUUCUAACGGAAGGCACAGCUUCUUCAUCACCGCGGCGCGCCGCCCGGUUCGGUUCCCGCAUUCAUGUUCUCCGGGACGAAAACGAAGUAGCUUGUUGUACGGUUUCUUUGCUUUUUCAACGAACAGAGGAUCAAUCCCUUGACCCGGCCGAGCUACGGCACAAAGAAAUAGCUACUAAAUAAAAUUGUUGUACUUCAUUUUUGUUUUUUCCACCUCAAGAUGAAGAUGUAGAUGAAUCAGAUCAACACUCAAAAAUAUGUUACUUUGCGUUCCUUCUCAUGUAAAAAUAGUGAUAUCAGUGUUGUGAAUAAAGCCUUCGAAUACAACUCCGUAGAUCUCCUUUUGUCAUCUAUCUGUCCUUCCCCUGAACCACCGGUGUGAGAUACAAACAACCCUGGGGCAUCAAAAACGGGGCGAGCAAGGACCAGAACAAUUGAUGAGAAGAACCGCGUACAAAAGAAAUUGACCACUUUCCACCACCCCUACGCUUCCAGAAGUACAACCUGCCCGACUGCGAUUUCGCGAGUAGCCUUGUACGCAAUCUUCACCAUGCUGCCGUCACGCACAGGAUCGACCGCACCGUCGCGCAACGACCAGGAUGCCUACAUACGGGCACGGGAGGAGGGACAUUCGCAUUCCGUUGGAGAGCUGGACCAGGCCUUGGGUGGCUGGGGUGCGUUAGAGGGGGACGAGGAUGGCGAUGACGACAUUCUUGCGAAACCGCGGACGAAAUCCGCGGGCGCCGAACCUGGAUUGCCCCCUAGUUUCUGUUUUUCCUCCACUUCUGCGGAGGGUGGGGGUGCAACGGGAGUCGGAAAUCAUGACAAUGGGGUGCUGGACCGGUACGAGUGAAUUCAGUGAUCAUAAUUGUAUAUUCUUUAACGGUACUUGAUUCGGAGAAAAACAAAAAUGUCACAGCAUAAAAAAGUGCACACCUAUGUACCUCUUAUUCGACGUAAAAAAAGUUGUAUCUUGUGUUGGGAGGCUAGAAGGGUCUGUUAAAGAGCGCCAUCUGAUCUACAGUCUAGAGUGCAGGCGUUAAAUGAAUUGCUCAGGUCCGACGACGAGGAAGUUGACAGUGGCGGCGAGUCGGUCGCCGACGACCCAGUGGAUGUGAAUGACGCGGCGGAGGUGGAGGUGAAAAAGAAGACCAAGCGUGGCGGGGUGAAAAAGAAAAAAGGUACUCUGCCUCAUUAAUGUAUUUGAAUUGCAUGUCACGCCAAUCAUGAACAUGAUGAAGAUGCACCAUGAAAAUGAAUUCGUCAAUAGUUUUUCUGUGAGAUUCUAAUCCUGAGACACGGCGACUGACAGAAGCAAGCGCUUAUCUUUACGACUGAGAUAAAAGUUUCUUCAAACCACGAACAUCAGGUACCAAGAAGACGGAAAUGAAAAACAUUAUUUCGCCGGCUCAGAUGUUAGGAAUGAUGGUCAAGGCCAACAUCACCGAUCCGAAAAAUGCGGAGAGGACUUCUACGGCCGAAGCGAAUAAGAUCAACACAACUUCUACAACUGCUACUACACCCGGAGCCGCAGAGACUGGGCCCUCGGCCUCUACUUCCGUCUCCGGUGGUGCCGGCGGCCGUACCCGACCCGCACACCUUCCUACGCCACCCCCGGCCCCGGCCUUGGCUCCUGGAACUGGUGCGUAUGAGCACGCGGUGCCGCGGCCGCCGACCCCGAAGUACCCCGCCAAAUCGAGCCCCGGCGGCGAGGGGGAUCCCCGCUACGCCCUCGUGGGUAACUACUACCUGGGCUACCUGCGGGUGCUGAAACGGGGCAAGCAGUGGCCGGUGUGCCAGUUCUGGUUCAAGGAUUGCGAGUUGUUCAGUAAACAAAACAAAGAAAAUGCGCCGGCCUUCGCCUACUGCUCCAAGAACUGGGCCUUCCGCGGUGACCCCGACCAUAAGCGCUUCGUCGCGGCGAGGGAAGGAGAACAGGAUCCGAACUGGGAAAAUCGCACCCGUACAUACAAAUAGGAAGUGCUGGAGGAUAUUAUAGAUGAGAUAUGGAACAUCAAGCUCUUUCGAUUUUUGACUUUGCUCUUUUCUUUAUUUUCGUUUUUUGCAAGACUUCUUGUUCUUACCCAUGCCAUCAUCACAAGCAACAACUUACAGUCGUCCGGUUUCGGAUGCAAAUCAUGCAGAAAAGCAACCUGGAGCUGCGUCCGCAGGCGGAGGACGUGGAAGUUUUGACGAGAGAAGAGUACGAGAACUACUUGCGCCAAGAGGCGGAGGAUCAGGAGCCGGAGGUGGCUCAGCAUCCGGCGCAGACAGGAGCCAUAGACCAUCAACAGAUCACGCAUGGGCAGCACAACAUGGGCGUUGUACAGAAUAACACUACGACGUCGAAUGGUUCGACUGCCGCCAGCGAGAAUCAGAACCACCUGUACAACAACCGUGAUGCAGCGUGUGGGGCUACAACUCUCGCGCAGGGAACCGCGGGAAACACCUGCGUUGCACCAGAGACCCACCAGCGUGGUAACUGUGGAACUGCUCCGUCAGCUAUGACUACGACGCAGCAAUACAACUAUCACACCAACAACAGCCAGCAGUCCGCGAGCUCCAGCAUCAAUUCAUAUAAGAACCCGGCGUUGAGCAACAGCUCCGCUGGUGGAGACAGGAUUAUUACUCCAAUGGUUCAUCCCGUGGUAACUCCUUGGGGAGUGGAUACUCGAGCGGAGCAGAACACUGCGACAAAUGGUGGCGACCCUAUUGGACAAGCCGCCAUGGCCCAGCAAGCGGAUCUCGGCGCAUCGUGGGUCGAACAAGGUAGUACGAACCCUUACAACACCGAGGGAUCGACAUACACGAACGGAAACGGUUGGGAAGAGAUGCACCAUCAACAGCAGACUCCCUGGCCCGAGGCUGAGUCAUCGUCUUCCGCUCCCGAACAAGUUGCGCAUGAAAAUUGCAGGAGCGCUCACGAAAAUGGCAACCGGUGCUGGGAUCAGGUGCAGCAGCAGCAAGCGACGGCUUUGGAGCAGCAAUGGACAAUUACCAGCACUGCAGUCCACCUAACCGGGGGCGGGGACCACACGGCGCGCGGUGACGAGCAGUCCGGCGACGCAUUAUCUCAGACCCAGCCGCCACCUCCGCCAGAUCGCUCGGAGUCAAUGGAUCAGUCGUUGGUGGAGAACCCGGGGGCGCAAAUGAACUCCGCCGUCGCUCGAAUGUACAGCAAUCCGUACAAUUCCUAUCCCAUAGUGGAACUACCUUCCUAUAACCACUUUCCUUCAAAUGAUUUAGCAUUUGUGGUAUUUUUGUCGGGUGAUGGAGGUGAUGCAUGAAGUGAUACAUAAUGUUGGCCAGGAGCACGGCGAUGCAGGGCCAGUGGCUCAAACAGAACUAGCAGGCAUCACUAUAUUUUCAUGGAGAUUUCGGCACUCAUCGAAAAUAACUCAACUCCUGGCUUCUUCUAUCCACCAAGAGACUUGUGCAUGGUUUAUUCACCCGUUUCAUUUCCUGCACAUGCGUCGCUGGUGCAGCUUCUCUCGAGAGGAAGGAGGGAAAGUUAGUAGUUUCCACGUGAUAGUAAGGCAGCUCAACUACAAAUCGCGUCCGCCCAGGCAAGCGUCGCGACAUAUGCUCACUACGGUGGACAUUCCUCUACCACUCAGCAGAACCCUUACUCCUCUGCCCGCCCUCGUCAGGAAGAGCGCGAUCAUCAAAACUGGGGCGCUGGUGUUCCCAACGGCGCGGGAGAUGAACACCAGCCAUCGCAUCCUUACCACGUUGCGAAUCAGCAACACCACUACAACGGAUCUCAACUACAAGUGGCGAAUGGGACGAGUGCAAACAAAAUCCAAACCGAGCACCAAUAUACGGGCGCGUCGUAUUACAACUACCAUCCAAGAAGCAUGACCAUGCAGCACAACAGUUCCUACAACAAUAUCGCAGCACAACAAGCUUCGUAUGGUGAUUCGCAGCAGUGCAACUCCGGUACUGACGACGCAGCUCACUGUGUUGGUCACGUGCAGCGAGCGACUGGUCGUGCAUCUGCGGUGGUCGUCCCCGUGCAUCGUUAUCCGUGGCAAGAGCAGAGCGAAGUAGAUCCAAGCACAAUGGUCGCAUCGGAGCAGCAUGAUGCAAGAGUGCGAGCCGAAGAUCCGACCAAGAAUUCGAACUCUACUACGGACACCUCGGACCUUGGAGCAGGAGAACAACAUCACGUUGUUGGUUAUGAAAUAACUACAACUUCCUCUACCUGUAAUACAGCCAAUGCACAGAACGUCGGCACUUGUUCGAGAACCUUGGGACAGCAGCUGACGUUCGUGCGGGACCAGAUUCGAAAAGCUGACGCGAACAGGAAGGGCGCGGACGCAACGGCUAACCGGCUGCGUGAUCAGUGUGAAGAAAUGCUGGAUACGAUGUCGGAAACGAACGCGGAAAUCAGACGCUUGAAAGACAAGCUAGCCGAGCUAGAAGACAAGAAGAAAAAGGACAACAAAACGUUUUGCGAUUUGAAUAUGGAAAUGCAGGACCAGGAAAAAACUGGCACGAGAAUCAUGGAAAAGAUGAACAAUUACAAAUUCGAAGAGCAGGAGCUGAUGCGAAAAAUAGAUAUCCUGGGGGAAGAUCAUCAACUAGUAAGACCGCGGGCGGAUGAUCACGCAUGCGAUGUCGGCGGCACGGAGGUGGGAGGGUAAAAGUCACAUUGAUAAUUUCAGAUUUUUCGACCGUUCAUUCUUCUUCUUGCAUCGUAAGUACGAAACGUGCAACAGCGAAUUUUUUUUUGGAAUACACAAUUUCAAAGAUUUGUUUCGACGAACUCACUACAGGUACUGACUGGAACUUUUUUUUCAGCGGUUUCGUGCGAGCCCCGAAGCGCCUGAUACUGGAAGCCGCAGAGCAGCGACCUUGAGGAGCUACGAGUUUUUCUUUUUUCAGUCGCCACCCGGAGGAUGAGAAUGAGUACACAUACCUGAAGCAAAGACCACACACAGUCGCAAUGUAGAAGUUUGAGAAAGCGAAGUAGUACGCCGAGUUUGUAGUGCGAAAAAAUAUACAGAUUGCAAUGGACGAAAAUGAACAUAAAAAAAGCAGCGUCUCACUGAGUAGUCUGGGGGUAUUAAUUGCGACAGCUGGAAGCUUCCUUUCCAAGCUCGUCGCAUCUCGCUUGGCAGCAAAAGCUCAGUUUGGCGGUGUCUCGAUCCGGGCAAGAUCUUCCGGAAUUUACGUAAAUUGCUCGGGUCGUAUCAAUGACUUUCAUAUCUUGCGCGAAUUUCGGACGAUCAGUGUCGUUCCAUCAUAAAAACCAUUAUCAUCAAUGUACGCACGUAGCAUGCGCGCUAUGUAAAAAUAAAAUGCUUCGAAGAAACUUCAGUCAAUAAGUCGAAAGCGAAAGCCUUGCUUGAAU